This is a messenger RNA of Erinaceus europaeus (western European hedgehog), 4741 nucleotides long. RefSeq names its product transmembrane protein 104 (gene SLC38A12). The transcript has 10 exons. The coding region runs from base 159 to 1697 and encodes 512 amino acids. Lineage: Eukaryota; Metazoa; Chordata; Mammalia; Eulipotyphla; Erinaceidae. The record is from RefSeq and is a predicted model, not a curated record.
CCAGCGCGGGAGCAUGCGCGCUGCGGGCGAUAGUGCAGGACAGCUGGCGCCGGCGGCCGCGGUGGCCUGGACCGAGCUGCGCUGCAGGCAGCCGCAGCAGCCGCCGCCCCCGCGCAGAAGGAGCCUCGCCUGGAAGGAACCUCAGCUGCCUUGGGGAGAUGGCGGGUGAAAUCACAGAGACCGGGGAGCUCUAUUCCCCCUACGUUGGACUGGUGUACAUGUUCAACCUCAUCGUGGGCACUGGAGCACUCACCAUGCCCAAGGCCUUUGCUACAGCCGGGUGGCUGGUCAGCCUGGUCCUGCUGGUCUUCCUGGGCUUCAUGAGCUUUGUAACAACCACUUUCAUGAUGGAGGCCAUGGCGGCAGCCAAUGCCCAGCUCCACUGGAAGAGGAUGGAGAACAGCCUGCUGGCUCAUCCUGGCCCCACCCACCUCCCCCCUUCACCUCCCUGCCAGGAGGAAGAAGAUGAAGACUCCUCCUCUGGCUCUGACAGCGAUGCUCUCACCCAGGACAACUAUGAACAGGCAGAGAAGCGGCCCAUCCUGUCUGUGCAGAGGCAUGGCUCCCAGCACCUUUUUGAAAUCACAGACCGGGUGGAAAUGGGACAGAUGGCCUCCAUGUUCUUCAAUAAAGUGGGGGUCAACCUGUUCUAUUUCUGCAUCAUCAUCUACCUGUAUGAGGACCUGGCCAUCUACGCUGCCGCAGUGCCUUCCUCCCUAAUGCAGGUGACCUGCAGCGCUGUUGGCAACGACUCCUGUGGUGUGGAGGCUCACACCAAGCACAACGACACGGACCCAUGCUGGGGGCCCCUGCGCCGAGUGGACGCCUACCGAAUCUACUUGGCUGUCUUCACUCUCCUGCUGGGACCGUUCACCUUCUUUGAUGUCCAGAAAACCAAGUACCUGCAGAUCCUGACCUCUCUGAUGAGAUGGAUCGCAUUCGCCAUCAUGAUCGUGCUGGCCCUGGUCCGCAUCGGGCAUGGGCAGGGAGAGGGGCACCCGCCCGCAGCCAACUUCUCAGGGAUCCGGAACCUGUUUGGUGUGUGUGUGUACUCCUUCAUGUGCCAGCACUCCCUGCCAUCUCUCAUCACGCCCAUCUCCUCCAAGCGCCACCUUACCCGCCUGGUCUUCUUGGACUAUGUGCUGAUCCUGGCCUUCUACAGCCUCCUCUCCUUCACCGCCAUCUUCUGCUUCCGGGGCGACAGCCUCCUCGACAUGUACGCCCUCAACUUUGCGCGCUGCGAUGUGGUGGGCCUGGCGGCCGUGCGCUACUUCCUGGGCCUCUUCCCCGUCUUCACCAUCAGCACCAACUUCCCCAUCAUCGCGGUGACGCUGCGCAACAACUGGAAGGCUCUCUUCCACCGAGAGGGGGGUACGUACCCCUGGGUGGUGGACCGCGUGGUAUUCCCCACCAUCACGCUGGUGCCCCCUGUGCUGGUGGCCUUCUUCACCCAUGACCUGGAGUCCCUGGUGGGCAUCACGGGGGCGUACGCGGGCACGGGCAUCCAGUAUGCUAUCCCCGCCUUCCUGGUGCACCUGUGCCGCAAAGACACCCUGCUGGCCUUCGGCAGCGGGGCUGUCAAUAAGCACAGGUCCCCUUUCCGCCACACCUUCUGGGUGGGCUUUGUGCUGCUCUGGGCUUUGUCCUGCUUCCUCUUUGUCACAGCCAACAUUGUCCUCAGCGAGACCAAGGUCUGAAGGUCGAAUGUAUCAGGUGACAGAGGGGUUGGGAGUCCUGCCCUCCAAACCCACAAGCCGAGAUCUAGCUGCUUCCCAUGUCUCUGUGGGGUGAGUGAGAUGGGGGGGGGGUUCUCCCCCACCAGGAUUCUACGGUCUGCACUUACCGAGGGACCCUCGUCCCUGGCCCCUCUGCCAUGGACUGGUCCUCGCCCACUAAGCUGCACAGUCAGGCCGAGGGGCCCAGGUUCCAGGACCCAAGUUGUCCCCUCCCACCAGGACAGGCUCCUCCCAGUGCAUGGUAGAGAGUCCCGGCACUGCCACUCCUUAGAGCAGAUCCCUUCCCUCCGUGGCUGGGAAAUCUACUCCCAUUGUAGCUGCUGGCUCCUCAGGGUGGGGCCCAGGCCCUAGUCCCCUCGCCUGUGAUAGGCAGGGCCCCUCCACCUUCCUGCCAGGCCUGGAGUAGCCACGCCUCCAGAGGCCCCUAGCUGGCCCCAGCACAGGAGCAGGAAAGGCUGGUCUGUACCAGGGCCCCCCACAAGAGCCCUUGAUGUGGGCCCUGGCUCCUAUUCUGGGCUCUUGAGCCCGUACCAGCUCAAGAACAGCCCUUCCGAGGUGGGCAGAGCAGUCAGACGCUGGAUUUAAAGCCCAGAUCUGGUGACCCCUAAAAAGGAUUCUGAUCUCCUGAACGCCCCACUGGGACUCCUGGGACCUUCCUCAGUGCCAUAGAGCCCCUAGAGGAGAACCUUGCUACCUGCUAGCCCCGGAGUUCAAGAGUGCCCUGGACAUGGGCCAGUAAGCGUGCGGUUCCGCCCCAGAAGGGGCAGCAGCCAGGCCCACCUGUCCCUCCUCCACUGGCAGGAACAGUGGCUCCCUUAGGAGUCAGGCUGUGGCUGCUCAGUUUCCUUGUCCUUGGGCACCCUGGGGUAAGACUGGGCACCUGCCACUAUACCCGUGGAAGGAGGGCCAGGUGCCCACCCCACCCUGCCCCCCCAAUCAUGCAGGCAGCCUUCCUUGGGGACACAGGUGACAAAUGAACUGCAUUCUCAAUGUGCCUUCUCUUGCUUCAGGACCUGGGGUCCCUCCUGUCCCCUCCUUGGCUUGCCCUCCCCUCUCCCCCCCCCCCGGCCUGGUCCCACCUGUUCUGAAGCCCAGAACAGCUUGACCAAGAGCUGCCUCUUUGGGGUGGGGACUCAGGCCCCCGCCCCACCCUCUUGAUUUCAGUGCCUUGCUCAGCCCUGUGCCACCACCUCCUCCACCUGUCCCUGACCAUCUGCAUAACUCAGACAGAACCAUGCUGCUUCAUCUCCCGGGGCCACAGGGUCUCAGGGUUAGAGGGAAGCGGCAUUGCUUUACAGAAGCAGAGAGAGCCCAGGGAGUGUCAGUCUGGCCAACUUGACCACCCCGAGGCCCAGUCAGCCACUCUCUGCUUUCUUGCUAUUGCCACCUGUCUUAGGUCCCCAGUGCUCAUCCCCAUGUGUCAUUAUUUGACACCUAUGUGGGAAGUAGAUAUCCCUUCCCCAUCUGCCAGGUGGCUUCUUCCUGGGAGGCCCAGCCCCUGUGUGGGCAGAGUGGGAAGGAACCCACAGUGAAGCCAAGAAAAAAGAUACCUGCUCCUCCCUUCCUGUCCCCAGUGUCUGGGUCCUCCUUGGCACUGCCUGGCUGUUCACUAAAAACUCAAUUAAAACAUCUGUACAUACUUACCUUACAUACUUACCAACAUACUUACCCUUCUCCAAUUAUGGUCCCUCUUGCUUAAGGACAAAGCAGAUUAAAUCAUCCUGAGCCCCAGGCUCCAAACCAAAUUUUAGAGGCAAAUUUAUUAGCAUCAUAAAGCCCAGGUUGAUUUAUGUGACAAUCUGGAGCCACUCAGCAGUGGAAUGGGCCUGUCUCCCACCUCCCCGCUGGGCAGCCCCGGCCCUGGAGGGAACUGGCCUGAGGUCACUGCUGCUGCCUAGGUCCCUUUGCUUCCUGGUGUUCCCCUUGCACACGGUCCUGCCGGACAUCAGAUGGGAUCACCUAUGCUGCUGACAGCCAGGGGGAAUUUUGGACAUGGAGAUACGACCCCAAUAGCUAGAUGCCCCAUUUGGCUGUUUUUACAUCAGCUGGGUGAGGCAAGCAAGUUGGUUCACCGUUUCCAAUACAGAUGGGCUCUCAGGGCUGGUGAUAGGGAAGACAGAAGAGGAUGCCAGCCCAGCCGUCACUAAGGAGGGAAAUAAGCUAUGCGGCCUCCAGCUCACAUAGCCCUGCCCUCCCCCCAGCCUGGCCCCAGGGGCAGACGGGGUUAAGGUGGGAGACAGGUACUCUGCUGCCUUUCCACCAGAGCCCCUACACCAGCAGCUCCUGGCUGUUUCCUCUCCUGACACCAGAGGGGUGGCUGCAGGCUGGCGGAUGGGGCAGAUGGCAGUGUCAGGCUGGGAGGCACUGCUGAGUGGUGCGAGGUGGGUCGUAGGCACCUGGCCAGGCCCUUAGUCACACAGCUGUUCUCACCACAUGGAGGCCGGAAGCAGCCUCCGCAACAGGCAGACACUAAGGUCAGAACAGGGGGAGGACAGUAACUGCCCCCACCUCAAGGGGCAGCCUGCCCAGGGGUCUGACUCCUCCACAAAAGGACCCUAGGCUGGUCCAUGCUAAUGACCACUGAGAAGCCAGCUCCAGACCUUCAGGAGGGAGCUUUGUUGUCCCUUCACCCCAAGACCUUGAAGCAAAGGAGAACUAAGUCAGUACCUAAGUCAGUACCAACUAAGUUCUGUCAGGUACCUGGCCAUUGACCACAUGAGUUUAGGGGUUAAGAGUGAGGACCAAGCCGGGGCAGUAGCUCCGCAUUAGAGCUUAUCCUUGGAGUAGGUGAUGCCCUGGGUUCAAUCCCCAGCACUACAAUAAAAACACUGCAAAGCAGUGUGGGUCAGGAAGUCAAGGCUGCCCCUAGCAGGCACAGCUCCUCCCUGCUGACCCCUCCCUCCGUCUGUGACAUGGGGGUGACACUGCCUGCGUCGCCAGUUGGAACUGAAGCACUGAGCUUCAUGGCUGGCCCAGUGUGCUCAAUAAAACUAUGAUGGACUGAA